Molecule: messenger RNA, 1820 nt
Organism: Pomacea canaliculata
Lineage: Eukaryota; Metazoa; Mollusca; Gastropoda; Architaenioglossa; Ampullariidae
Exons: 4
Coding region: 510-956 (148 amino acids)
Source: RefSeq, a predicted model, not a curated record
CUAACCCAAAAAAAGAGUUGACCUUUUGCGACCUCUCUUUGGCAUCUGUUACGUCAGUCUCGCGUAAACCGAUCGGAAAAGUUCUGCAAACUAUCGAUCUUCACGUAGGCAUGUACAUAUAUCAUCUUCGCCUUCAUGCAGCAUCCCAAUCUCAGCAUCUUUGUGUAGGUCGCAGAUUGGGCUGCCUUGUGUUUCCUUCAGGCAGCAGUCUCCGCUUGCGGUUAAUUAGGCCACUGCGUGCGCGCGCCGACGUCACGCUGUGCGCGUGCGACUGGAAACUGUGACGGGAGUCCGACGCCGGAUUCUUGCGCACACAGUCCGCGCACCACAGCUCAGCUCUAGCUCGCGAGAAUCAGGUCACGUGGGUCGAUACCGUGCGCAAGAGGACGUGGGGCUGAUCACGGACCUUCAUACCUGGAUGAGUGACUCUCCUUCGCUGCCUCUUUGCCCUAUCAUUGAAGUUCGAGGCUUGACAAAGAAGCCCACUCAUUUCCGUUUCCUAUUUCAAAAUGGCCGAUCUCCCCAUCAUCGAACAGAUUCUAGAAAAUGAAAUCGAACUCUGUUGUGCUGUUAAUAAGAAUGAGAUGGCAUCAUCUCAAAACAUACAGUUGAAAGAGCUUGACUUGGAAAUAAUUGACAGUGUGUGCACGUCACUGUCACAGAACUGCGUGUUACACAGUGCAAGAGAUUUCUUCAAGCAAGCAUCAAGAUCACAGCUGCUUGACAAGAUGGGAUUUUUGAAUGCCUGCUUGGUGCACAAGACAAAACUUCCCCAUUCUGACAGAGAAAAGUCAUGGGGAAACUUCCAUAAGGCAAACAUUCAAAACAUGGGAGCAUUGAACAGCGUGACAGGAUCUCCAAUGAUAUCAUCGUGGUUAACUUUACGAUGCUUUGAAUGUUUACUUAACUGUUGUGUACUGAAUGUGACGAUAAAAUUGUGUUUGCCCAUCAGGUAGGGCAGCAUAUUCUUGCAGUGAACUUUCAGUUACCCCAGUGCAAAUCGACAUGACCUGCAGCUCCUGCAGAAAUGUACUUAGCCUUUUUGACUCCAGGUCUGUCGUCAAGCGUGGAGCAGGCACCCCAAGAACCUGAAAACAUUAUCUAAAUGUUCAGUUUUUUUUUUUUCAAAUUGCCCAAACUAUUCCUAUAAAGUAUUAGUUGUACAUAAAAAAUAACAAAUAUACAACAAAAAUAAAUAUGUUAUCUGAUCAAAAUAUAAUCCAGUCAAUAAUAAUUAUGAUAAAACUAAAUAUUAAUUUUAGGUAGAUAAUGUCUGCCUCUUUUGAAGUGAUAGAUCAGAGGCAAUAACUUUUGUUACCUCAUAAUAGCAGAAUUUUUUUUCUUUAGUAACCUUUACAUUGUGAAGAAUUUCUAUCAAUUAAAAGAUUAACAAAACAAAUUUAAACCAUGUCCAUCUACAAUACAUGUUUUAUAAAAGAAAUGACGGAGGUAAAAAUGUGUUUCAACAACAGCUUACCUUCACAUAAGCUUGUGUGUUGUUUUCGGCUCUCAACUCGACAAUAAUUUUCCAUACAUAUUCGGUCUCUGAUGAAACCCCAAUCUGAACAUUUGCUGGAGUGUUUACUUUGAUUAUCCAUGGUGCUUGAAUUUUAUUUAAAUCUUUCUUGAUGUCUUCAAAGUUUUUGUAGAACACACGUUCUGGCAAUGGAGGUUGUUCUCGUUCAGUCUGUAAAAGAAGACAGCUGCAGUUACAUUCAGCGAUAAAAUUUAUUUUAAUAUUUUUUAAAUCACCUUUAUCUUUUCAUUGCUCUCCUAUAAAUAAAGAGGUAGUACCUGGCCUUUUAUUUUAAUCUCACUUU